AUGAAGGGUUUCCUCUUCCUCCUACUCACCAUCAGCCUUCUGGUCAUGAUCCAGAUACAAGUUGCAGUCACCAUGAACAAGACCACCAAGAAAACGAAUGCAGCCUCUACACUUAGUGGCCUGGGUGUUGGCAGUGUCCUCCUCCUGCUGACCAGUAUCUUCAUCCACCUAUUCCAUCUCAGUUAA
Molecule: messenger RNA, 186 nt
Organism: Chrysochloris asiatica (Cape golden mole)
Lineage: Eukaryota; Metazoa; Chordata; Mammalia; Afrosoricida; Chrysochloridae
Gene: CD52
Product: CD52 molecule
Exons: 2
Coding region: 1-186 (61 amino acids)
Biological process (GO): positive regulation of cytosolic calcium ion concentration
Cellular component (GO): sperm midpiece
Source: RefSeq, a predicted model, not a curated record